GCAAAUUCAUAAUAUUAUUGGCUUUCAUUACGCGCUCCUCGCUAUAAUCCACAACUUUAUUUAUCUGGUUUACAACGGUCUCAUUGAGAAAACUCGUGCAGUUACUGCACUGUAAAAUGCAAGACUUAUCCGAAUUCAAUAUAAGCUUUGUAAAAUUAGUUGAGCAACAACCUUGUCUGUACGAUAGUACCGUGGAGGAUUACUACCGUGGAUACGUCCAAGAUAAAGCUUGGGAAACAAUCGCGCAAACUAUUGGAACCAAUGUGACUGUAAAAGAAUGUAAAGCUAGAUGGAGAAACUUACGUGGACGAUUUACCAAACAUUUGAAAAGCCAUGCAUCGUCCAAUCCUGCCGAAAGCAGCAAACGUCCGUAUUACCUGGCAGAGCAUUUGUCAUAUCUAUUACCCUUCACAAAACCCAAAAAAUCGCAGGCGGAGAACGACGCUCCCUACCUUGAGGACAGCAUAUCUCGGUUCCUGGAAAUAGAUUCAUCCAUUUCCGAUCAGAUCAUAGAGGGUGAGGAGCUUGAGCCAAAUGAAGAAAUCGAAUUCAAGUAUCAGUUCAGAGAACCCAGCGAAACAGAUAAAAGCGAAAGAUUUGACCAUGGCUCAGGAAGUUCAAAUAAACGUGAUGCACCUGUACACUCCGAUUCGCACCUAAUGCACGAAAAGUAUAGGCGAUUAGAUGGCAGCGGAGAUUUUCCUUGUGAAGUAAAAAGAUCACAUCAAACACAGAACACGAUAGAUUACAGCGAUAGUGAUGUGUUGUUUCUGAUGAGUCUGCUGCCAGAUUUGAAACGCAUGAAUGACUAUCAGAAAAGGAAGUAUAAAAUCGGAAUACUUCGAAUGGGGGGUGAAAUCCUGAACGAGCAUCCUGCAGCCCCAUCGGCCAGUUCUUGUCAGAGGACAACUAGGCGUAACUCAUCGUCAUCAUACAUGUCGCCUGACUCCGGCGUAUCAAGAACGCACCAAGGGCAUGUUAGACCGUCAGGCAAUGGAGAAUCAAAUGAAAAUUCCACGUCCAAUUGAGUAGAGGAUAAUCAGACAUCAUAUUUAAAUCACUAAUCAUGGUAAGCUCCAACUGGUAUUAUCCUCGGAUUAAAUCCCGAUCAAGAAUGUUCGGCUGCUUUGAUGUCGACAUUAGAGUUAUUCAACGCGACUAUAAGAAAAUAUUUUGCAGAUCAUACAAACAGGAACGGUAUUAAAAGUUAAUCAGAGUUGGUUGGAGCUUAUACCGCCAUAAGAACAUGUUUAUACACAAUAAAAAUUGGGGCCCUCUUGUUUAUGUUGAUACCGUACCUGGUAGCUCAAAAAUUACUUAAGUUUUGGAACUAGUUUUUGAGAUAAGUACAGUAGUACAGCUUUCGAUAUCAAAAUACCGUAGAACCCCGUUAGUUUGAAUAGCUAAAAUAGCAACUAAACGACGCUCAUUUAGAAUUAGUUUAACUGGUAACCCUACACUGGUGCCCAAUGACCUGUGUAGGGGUACCAGAUCAGUGUUGGGAAAAUAUCAACAAAUUCAAAUCUCACCAAUGCCCAGGAUCACGCUUGAUUUUCGUAGACAAAAAUCAACAAGCAUACAGUUGCGGUUGAUUUUGCAAGCUGUGAUAUCGCAGCUCGGAAUAUCAAGCAAAUUAAACUCAUCAGCUGCAAAUCUCAACAAACUGUGGUGAGAUUGAGUUUAAUGAUUUUUGCUUUAAACCCGAACGCAACCGAAACUUCCAUACAAACUAACGGCUGGCAGCAGCCACUUCGUGUCUGCCAUCGGUGAAGAUUAAAAAGAGAUAGAAAACUAUACUUUCUCUUUCUAAGAAAACGAUGUGCAACAGAAUGAUUGUUGUGUCUAGUCAACUAUCCGCUUGAUUUUUGCACGUUGUGAAUAGUCUUGCAAUAUCAAAGGAGCUUGUAAAAUCAAUAUCAAGCAUGAUAUUUUGUUCCGAUAUCACGCGUGAUAUUGAGAGCGGAAAAAUAUAAUUUGAUUGAUGAUUUUGCCAACACUGUACCAGAUAAACAAAUUAUAAAUCGAUGCAAUUGUCAUUUAAGCUAUUUAAACUAACGGGGUGCUACCACCGACAAACCGACAUGAAACUUAAACAUGAUCGAGAAUCCAUAACGGCCGAUUAAAAUGUGCAGCGAUCCCAUCUGUCAAAUCCAUAGAAAUGUUUUAUCUAGCUAAAAAUAAUUUGAUCGAAAUAGAUUAGACACGGAGCAACUCAUAAAUUUUGUACGCGUGUUCGUGGCUAGGAUAAAUAUUUUCCGCGAACAGAUGUCAGCACAAACGAAGUGACAGACGACUAGCUGACGAAGAAAUCAAUUAAAAUAAUGUGGUUCGCUGUAAUAGAAUUUUCUUAGAAGCUUGUGCCAUCAUCCACCAGAUGGGAUAGUAUUUUUGUUUUAGUUUUGCACAAAGUUGAUUUUGUGUACAAUGAUUCUUUGACAGUGUGCAAAGAGUGUAUCAUUUUGUCAUUUUUUUAUGCAUUUCAGUUUUGAGUAGAGUGAAAGAGAUAGAACCAAAACAUUCUAGUACAUUUGGUGAAAAUGCUAGUUCAAUCCAGUAGUAGUGUUGCCAUGUAGUACAAUCCAGUAGUAGUGGUGUCGCCAUGUGGUACACUGAAAAAUUGCAAUAGCAGGUUAGUCACCAAAGUUUUCGAGCCGUCUGUCACUUCCUUUGUGGAUGUCAGUUUUGUGCUUUGAUCAGAAAUUACUUUGUAAUUUGUAUGAUCAUUCAUGUCGGUUUGUCGGUGGUUCUACGGUAUAGGGGAUCCCAACCAGCUUUCUUUGUGUACAGAAAUCUGGCAAAGUGGCAUCGCAGCGCACUACACAAAAUUUUCAAAUAUCCUUGUCAUUUUGAGAGCAUGCAUGUUAACAUUCAUGCGGUGAAAAGAUCUGUAAAAAUUGUAAGUUCCAACGCUGUUAACAAUCGUUUAUAGUUACAGCUACGUGCAUUCACAACAAUCUCAUUAUUUUGAAUUUCAUAAAUAGGAAUAUAGGAUCAUGUAAAGUUACACCUUAAGGUACAUUAAUUAUAAGAAAAUAUCAACUUUUUGUAACUUUUCGUGCAGCUCGGAUUGAAAGACACUCGGUUACUUAUCAAAUUAUAUUAUGUUUCUCAAAUAAAAUUAAGCAAAAUUCAUGGCGGUUAUAAACACGGCGGUUAUUAUUAGUGCACCCCACACGACAAGUUUCAUCAAUAUUUUCGUAGGGUCAUCAAUACAGGGUCGCUCCUCACUAAAAUUGUUGUAUCAGAUGGAAUAUUCCGAGUCAAAUCACAACUUUUCUGACAAAAGUUACCUAUGAAGCCUGCUGCUGUAGUCAAACAGAAAGGGGAAAUAUUGAAACCUAUACAUAUUGUUACCGGCGGGUAACAUUGUUUUUAUAAGGAACCAAUGAACACGGGAAACAGAUUAUUUGUAUUAGUGAAUCAGUCAGGUUGAAACGGUUAUUUUUAAUGCGCUGGCUGGCGAUAUAGACGAUAGGCUGAGCAAACGAACAGCUAAACUGAUGGUGUAUGCUAAACCAGUGGUGGGUGUCGAUAUCCACUGUACCUGGACGGAGUGAGAGCGGAAGUAUGAGAAAGUGAAGAGUGAUACAGCCAACGAAGAGCGAGUAGCGUGACGAUGACGAAGGAUCGGGAGUCGGGAUUUAGCCUCCGAAGAAGAUAAUCGAUCGCUGGGCCUCAAGCAAUGCUAAUUGGCCGCUGCCAUCCGGCCGCCACCUUCUCGAUCGUUUGUACCUGCCACGAUCCCGCGUGUGCCGUCAGCAACACCGGCCACCAUCACGAUGGUGGGGCCUUCAGCGAUUCUAACCGGCGACUUGCAUCCGGCCAUCCAUCCACUGCCAUCCGGCCGCCACCAUUCGGCCGCCGCCACUGUCUGACCACAAUCAUCUAGCCACCGCUAUCGGACCCCCGUAUCACCAUCAGCACCAUGUGCACGGCUACUUCCGAUGCCACCACCAUUGGCAUUAUCUAGCUCAUCGCUUGUCUCGGCUGUUUCGUCACCGCCACCUAGCGCCUCAUCCAACAGUGUACCGGAGA
Molecule: messenger RNA, 4035 nt
Organism: Ochlerotatus camptorhynchus
Lineage: Eukaryota; Metazoa; Arthropoda; Insecta; Diptera; Culicidae
Exons: 2
Coding region: 117-1028 (303 amino acids)
Biological process (GO): regulation of transcription by RNA polymerase II
Cellular component (GO): transcription regulator complex; nucleus
Molecular function (GO): DNA binding
Source: RefSeq, a predicted model, not a curated record